GAAAAAAUAUCAAUUGUUGGUAAGCAUAUACAGGAUAUAGAUAAUUUAUAUUUGAUUUCAAGUGAAACACUAAAAAAAAAAGAAACAACAAAUGAACCUCCAGAAAAAGAUAUAUCAAACAAAUCCCCAGAAAAAGAUAAUUCAGAUGAACCUUCAGCAAAUGAAGCUUCAUCAGGCGCUGAGAAA
Racocetra fulgida is the source of this 186-nucleotide messenger RNA. The record is from the annotation of a GenBank genome assembly. NCBI's taxonomy places the organism in Eukaryota, Fungi, Glomeromycota, Glomeromycetes, Diversisporales, Gigasporaceae.